UUUACAAAAUCUUUACUCACACAAUGCCCCGGCCACUCAAAUGACAUAAUGCUGUGUUUCCGUUCAAUACUACUGCCCAAAAAGGAGGGUAGCUAUGUAACUUUUUGGUACAUGCCAACCCAAGCGAUACAAAACCACUGCCCUCUUACUCAUAUAAGAUCUAUUGUAAUGCACUGAUGAUUUCUAAUUCUGGUCUUCAAUCGUUUCAGAUUAUCAUCGUCAUAAUAUCGGUCAUUGCCAGCCCGUCCAGACCAGAGUAUCUGAUCCCGAGACCCCAAGAGAAGUACGUCGAGGUUUACUGCCAGUUCAGCAAUGGCUUCAUCGCCUCGUGCGUGUACAACCUGCUACUGAUCCUGGUCUGCUGCUACUACGCCUUCAAGACCCGUAAGGUACCCAGCAACUACAACGAGUCCAAGUUCAUCGCAGUCAGCGUCUAUUCCACGCUGGUGCUGUGCCUGGCCGCCGUGCCUGUCUACACUACGGCCGUGGCUGUACUGCAGAAGGUGGCUACUCUCUGCAUGGUGCUGCUGCUCAACGCCUACCUGACGCUGGUCUGUGUCUACCUGCCCAAGCUCUACGCCGCUCGUUUCGUCAAAGAUAUUCGUGUUAUGGACUGGAGCAGCUCCGUCCAAGACUCAAGGAUCAAGCCGGCAUCAACCAUGUCUACUGGUGCCGAACAGCCAGCAACGGUAUCGUAAGUUAGCUUUUUUGCUUUGGAACGAACGCUUGCACGGAGACUCGUCAAUGAUUUCAAUGUACGCAGCUGCGUACGUACGAUCCAAGAAAAUGUUCAAAUAAAAAAAUAUACAAAUUAAUCACAGGUAAAUCUUAUCACAUAACGCCUGGCCUCCCAAGCCUACCAAAACUAGUGUACUUUUGCAAGAGUCUGCCGAAAAGUAAGGGUUCCUUUGCAAAACUCGAUUCUUUACGAAACUAAAUCGGUUUUCCCUUCAAUCACUCUUAAAACAUAACCGUAACAAUGCUAGGUCUAAUUUUGGUGACUUAACUAUAUUGAACACUUUACUUCUGCGGUAGCUUAUAGAUUUAAUUUGUCCAUGAAAAACAAGCCACAUUAAUACCCACUUUUGUUUAAAUUGUAAAGAACAUCAUUUAAAUGUAUUCAAUGUAUUUAAAUGUGAAGAACAUGUUUUGAUCACCGUUUUUCUGUGUAAGUAUUUCACUCAACUUUCAAAGAGCGUCACAUUUUGGAAAGGUCUAAUUGUAAAUCAUAUUCCCAUUUUCACAUUAUCUGUCAAGAAAAAAAGUAAUAUAGAUUUUCCCGGCUAUAUUAAAACCAUUUUUGUUCGAAUUCACCGAUUCUUACAUUCAAUUUCGUACAGCA
This is a messenger RNA of Patiria miniata (bat star), 1342 nucleotides long. RefSeq names its product metabotropic glutamate receptor-like. The transcript has a single exon. The coding region runs from base 177 to 698 and encodes 173 amino acids. Gene Ontology annotation, biological process: G protein-coupled glutamate receptor signaling pathway; regulation of synaptic transmission, glutamatergic. Gene Ontology annotation, cellular component: membrane. The record is from RefSeq and is a predicted model, not a curated record. Lineage: Eukaryota; Metazoa; Echinodermata; Asteroidea; Valvatida; Asterinidae. Gene Ontology annotation, molecular function: group II metabotropic glutamate receptor activity.